Molecule: messenger RNA, 13739 nt
Organism: Electrophorus electricus (electric eel)
Lineage: Eukaryota; Metazoa; Chordata; Actinopteri; Gymnotiformes; Gymnotidae
Gene: dnah2
Product: dynein, axonemal, heavy chain 2
Biological process (GO): microtubule-based movement
Cellular component (GO): dynein complex
Molecular function (GO): dynein intermediate chain binding; ATP binding; dynein light intermediate chain binding
Source: RefSeq, a predicted model, not a curated record
GAAGAGGCAGAGCUGGAGCAGUCUCAUUAUGGCUGACCUGGAGAGUCCCCGAACAGGGCAUCUGUCCUCAGGCAAAUCUAAGCGCUCCAGUUCAGGGAAGGGCCAUUCUAAGGGCGAGAGUGCAGCGGCCUCACCAGUCCCAAAUGAGUCCUUCCUAGAAGGUUCAGAAACUGAGCCUCCAGUGGGUGAUAUUCAAGAGGAGACUGACCAGACCUUUUUAGCAGUGCCAGAGGAAGAGGAUCCACACAUCAAAAGCCUUAGGGAGCUGUUUAAGAAAUGUGUGGCUUUGAAGGGUGUAACUGAGGCUUCCUGGUCAGACGAAAAUAACAGAGCCGUGGACAAGUUCAUCACAGAUGCCACAAUCAGGAUUCUCAUUAUCUACCGUGACCCUUUUGCUGGCCUGUCUGUGCAGUACGCCAUGCCAAGCCAGGUGGUGGAGCAGCUGGCCUACUUCAUACGUGAGGAGGAGUCGGUGAUUACGGAGGAGAGUUUCGAGAGCUGUUUGCAGUUUGGCACAGUGAGGGGAGGGGCUAUGGAGAGCCUGCUGAGGCUGAUGAGUGGUGUGCAUGCGCCACAGGUCAUCUUCAGUACAGCCUGGCCAGAGAGCAUCAAGAACAUCUACUCAGCACACAUGGACCGCUUCCUCACCACCCUCACAGAUAGCCGGUUUAGACUUGUGGGAAACACGGUGCUUUACAUCCCCAUGGAAGCCCUGCAGCGCAGCCCAGAGGUGGCUGCCAGGGACAAAGCUCUGGUGCAGAGGCUGGAGGUGGUGAUGAUCCAUUGGACUCGUCAGAUGAAGGAGGUGCUAAAUGCACAGGAGAUGAUAGAGAUGGUAGACAGCUCUGGUCCUCUGGAGGAGCUUGCCUUCUGGAGGAGUCGUUGUGACGACCUCUCUGGCAUCAUCCUGCAGCUCCAGAAACCCGGAGUUUGCCACAUCCAGGCCACACUGCAGCACUGCAAGUCCUCUUAUGUGCCUCCAUUCUGCAGACUAACCAAGCAGAUCCAGGAUGGCUCAUUGCAGGCCCAGUCUAACCUGUCCUUCCUGUUGCUGCUGAAAGAGCCAUGUGAGGAGCUGGCCCAGCUCAAACCUCCCCAGGUCACACCCAAGCUGGCCCACAUCCUUAACCUCAUCCGCAUCAUCUGGGUCAACUCCGUCUACUACAACACGCGUGAGAGGCUCACGUCACUCUUCCGCAAGAUGAGUAAUGAGAUCAUCCGGCUAUGCUGCAGAGAGAUCUCACUGGACAGGAUCUUCCAGGGCUACGUGAUCUCCAGUAAACAGACCCUCAGUGACUGCCUCCAGUGCUGCCUCUGCUGGAAGGAGCUCUACCUUCAUACCUCCCAGCUGCACCACAAAUAUUCGUCAGUAGGGUGGGUGCUGGACCAGACCAGUAUCUUCGCUUUGGUGGAUGCCUUUGUGCAGAGAUGUAAAGAUCUUCUUGAGGUGUGUGAGUGUCAGCAGCAGUUUGCCCGUCGCAUGGAGGGUGAGCAGAUGCCUUUGCCAUGCUUUGCAGGGCAGCGAGGGGCAGAGGUCACCAGGAACCUGCUGGAGAUUGAGGCCACCUUCGACAAGAGUCUGCAGAUCCUGCACUCUGUGAGCAAGGGCAUUCUGGAUGUCAAAAACACCUCCUGGCACGACGACUACAACAGGUUCCGAGCAGGUGUAAAGGAUCUCGAGGUGAUGAUGCAGAACUUGAUCACCUCAGCAUUUGAGACAGUCAGUUCCGUGGAGGAAGGUGUUCAACUUCUUGAUGUCUUCCAGCACCUGUCUGCUCGAGAGGCCAUUAAGCGGACUAUAGACAGAAAGACAUUGGAUGUGUACUCUCUGUUCAGUAAGGAGUUGUAUCUGGUGAAUAAGGAGUUGAGCUGCAAGGUGUUCCACACUCCUGCUCACAUGCCUUGCAAUGCUGCCCAGGCGCACCGGGCCCAGGCACUGCGCCACCGCACAGAGAGACCAAUGGAGGUCCUGCAGCAUGCUUACUUCCUACCCCACACUGGCAGUUGGGAGGAGGCGUGUGUGGCUCACAGACAGCUGGUGCAGCAGCUGGAUGAGCUGGUCAGGAGGAUGUUCAGUGAGUGGAGCCAGAGCCUGGACCGCCACAGCCUCAAGAGACUGGAGCAGCCGCUCAUGGUCCGCUGCAAGGAGAAACCAGGCAUGCUGGACGUCAACUUUGACAAGAACCUCCUGAAGAUGUUUAAUGAGAUUCAUUACUGGGAGCGACUGCUGUUUGAGAUUCCACACUACGUAUCUGAAGUCUACCAGCGCAGAGAUGAUCUGCGUACUCUGAGGGAGAGUGUGCUGCUGGUGGUUAGAGAUUACAACAGGAUUAUUGAGGCCCUUUCCACAGACGCGCUGGGCCUGUUCCGGGACCGGAUCCGCUAUCUGGAUAAAAAGCUCCAGCCGGGCCUGUCCAGACUGUUGUGGUCGUCCAAAGGAGCAUCCGGCUUCUUCAUCAGCGACUGCAGACUGCAUGGCAGCAAGGUGCAGUUAAUGGUAGAUGAGUAUAAGGCUGCUAACCUGGCUAUCUCUAAGCACUGUGCUGAGAUGAGAGAGUUACUGCUGGUGCGUGUGGAUGGCAGGACAGUGUACAGAGACCUGGAGUUUGAGGAGGACCAGCAGAGCCAUCAGCAGAGCCAGCUGCUCCGACUCCAAGCUGAACAUCACGACAUCGUCAGCAUCUUGAACCGGGUCUACGAGACCUUCCGCACUGAUGGGCCAGAGGUGCAGCAACACUGGGUGACAUACACUGAGAAGAUAGACCGUAUGGUGGAGGAGUCUUUGCGUCUGAACAUUAAGUGGUCCCUGCUGGAACUCUGUAAAGCAAUCAAUGGAGACAGCAAGACUUCUCCUAACCCUCUAUUCAGAGUACAGGUGGUUUUGAGACAGGAUAUGCCAGGGUCUCCUCCUCAGAUGGAGUUUUCCCCCUCUCUGCAGAAACUGGCUCAGAUAGUGACCAGUAUCAGCUCCCAGUUUAUCAGUACUGUCUCGGUGUUCAAACGGCUUCCUGACCUGCUCACGCACAAGCGCUCACAGAGAAAACCUAUCCACAAUAUCAUCGAGCAGGACGAGGAGAUCUGUAAGAUCCAGGCUGCAGUAUCUGCAGGCAUGUCGGCUAACGCGGCUCACCUGCAGGCCUACCUGAAGACCUGGGACAAGCACCGCAAGAUCUGGGAGAUCAACAAAGACUCCUUCAUCCGCCGCUACCAGCGUGUCAACUACCCCGUGUCGUCCUUCGACGCUGACAUAGCCAGGUACACAGAAGUGGCAAAUAAUGUCCAGAAGGAGGAGACAGUGCUGAAUGUGCAGUUUGUGCUGCUGGACUGCGCCCCGCUGAAAUUCUCACUGGUGCAGCACUGUAAUGAAUGGCAGGGCAAAUUCACCCAGCUCCUCAGCCUUAUGGCUAGCACCAGACUCAGAGAGCUGCACUGCUUCCUGCAGGACAAUGCACAGAGACUUUCUCAGUCUCCUCAGACUCUGGUAGAACUGGGUGAGAGCCUGAAGCUGCUAGAGACUUUGCAGGGAGAUGUGAGUAAGAUCGAGAGCCAGAUUCCUCCAAUCCAUGAACAGUUUGCCAUCCUAGAGAAAUAUGAAGUCACCGUGGAACAAGACAUUCAGGAAAUGCUGGAGGCUCUGAACGGGGAGUGGCUGUGGUUCCAGCAGGUAUUGAUUGACAGUGACAUCAUGCUGAAGAAAACCAAGGACAAGUUCAAGAGCAGUCUCAUCUUCUCUGCUGAGGAGUUCAAAAAAAAGAUGCAGACCACCUUGCAGGACUUCAGCAGUGCAGGUCCCUUUGGCAGUAAUGUAAGCUCUGAGGCAGCCCUUGAGCAGAUCGCUGUACUGCAAGUCCAGCUGGAAUCUCUAAAGGAGGAGGAAGGCACAAUAAGGCACGGCCUCAGCAUCUUCAAGAUUGAACAGCCCACUUCCAAAGACAUCCAGAGCCUGGAGAAGGAUCUAGACCAUCUGCAGCAGGUAUGGGAGAUCUCUCAGCAGUGGGAUGCUCACUGGAAUGAAUGGAAGACUGGCGAGUUUGCCCUUCUACAGACAGAGAACAUGGAAAACACAGCACAAACCAUGUUCAAGAAACUCCACAAACUUAGCAGAGAUCUUAAGGAUAAACAAUGGGAUAUAGUGGAGUUCUCCAAGAACAGGAUUGAGCAGUUCAAGAGAACUAUUCCACUAAUCUUGGACCUGAGGAAUCCAGCCAUGAGGGAGAGGCAUUGGAACCAGAUCAAGCACGAGGUGCAGCGCUCCUUUGACCAGAACAGUGCGGACUUCACACUGGAGAAGAUUGUGGCUCUGGGCCUGGACCAGCAUGCCGAGCACAUCUAUGAGAUCUCUACAGCUGCCAGCAAGGAGCUCUCCAUAGAGCAGUCACUGGAGGGAAUCACCAAGACCUGGGAAGACACGUGCCUGGACAUCAUUCCCUACAAAGACAAAGGUCACCACAGGUUGAGAGGCACAGAGGAGGUGUUCCAGGCUCUGGAGGAUAACCAGGUGACUCUGUCCACUAUGAAAGCUUCUCGCUUUGUCAAGGCUUUUGAGAGAGAGGUGGACCACUGGGAGCGAUGCCUCUCUCUAGUGCUGGAGGUCAUAGAGAUGAUCCUCACUGUCCAGAGACAGUGGAUGUACUUGGAGAACAUCUUCUUAGGGGAGGAUAUCGCAAAGCAGCUGCCUCACGAGUCCGCCGAGUUUGAUGACAUCAACUGCAGCUGGAAGACCAUCAUGGAGCGACUGAAUAAGGACAACAACGCUCUGAGAGGAACGCACCACCCAGGUCUCCCUGAAAAGCUGUCUGAGAUGAACACUAGGCUGGAGGAGAUACAGAAGUCACUAGACAUGUACCUGGAGACGAAGCGACAGAUCUUCCCUCGGUUCUACUUUCUGUCCAACGACGACCUUCUAGAGAUACUGGGCCAGUCACGCAACCCAGACGCAGUACAGCCUCACCUCAAAAAGUGCUUCGACAACAUCAAGAGUCUGCGUAUCAGCAAGGUGGGGAUCAGCAGUAGCAGGUCUGAGGCUGGUGGCAUGUUCUCUGCUGAUGGGGAAUUUGUGGAAUUCACUCAUCCUGUUCUUCUAGAGGGGCCAGUUGAGGCAUGGCUGUGUGAUGUCCAGCGGACCAUGCGUUGGACACUGAAGGACAGUCUAAAGAAUUGCUGCAUAGCUCUCAAAAAAAUGACUGGAAAAAGGGACAAGUGGAUUAAAGAUUGGCCUGGACAGAUGGUGAUAACAGCCAGUCAGAUCCAGUGGACCACAGAUGUCACUAAAACUCUGAUUACAGGGAAAGAGAGAGCAGACAAAUCUGCACUCAAAUCCCUGAAGAAGAAACAGGUAGCCAUGCUGCACCGCUACUCCCAGGCCAUCAGAGGAAACCUCUCCAAGAUCCAGCGCCUCAAGAUCGUCGCCUUGGUUACGGUGGAGGUCCAUGCCCGCGAUGUCAUCGACAAACUGGUCAAAGCAGGCUGCUGCGACGUCAAUUCCUUCGACUGGCUAUGCCAGCUUCGCCUCUACUGGGAUAAGGAAGUGGACGACUGCAUUAUCAGGCAAACCAACACACGCUUCCUGUACGGCUACGAGUACCUUGGCAACUCUGGCCGCUUGGUCAUCACCCCUCUCACUGACAGGUGCUACAUGACUCUGACCACAGCCCUGUACCUGCACCGUGGGGGCUCCCCUAAAGGUCCUGCCGGCACGGGCAAGACAGAGACGGUGAAGGACCUGGGCAAAGCGCUGGGCAUGUACGUCAUCGUGGUCAACUGUUCUGACGGCUUGGACUUCAAAUCCAUGGGCCGCAUGUACUCUGGCCUUGCUCAGACUGGCGCAUGGGGCUGUUUUGAUGAGUUUAACCGCAUUAACAUUGAGGUACUGUCAGUAGUGGCCCAGCAGAUACUCUCCAUCCUCCUAGCUCUGUCUGCAGGUGCCAGCAGUUUCUUCUUUGAGGGCAGAGAGAUUUGCCUGACUUGGUCCUGUGGCAUCUUCAUCACCAUGAACCCUGGCUACGCUGGUCGUACUGAGUUGCCUGAUAAUCUGAAGUCCAUGUUCAGGCCCAUCUCUAUGGUGGUCCCUGACUCCACCCUCAUCGCAGAGAUCACUCUCUUUGGAGAAGGCUUCAACAACUGCAAGGUGUUGGCUAAGAAGGUGUUCACACUGUACUGUUUAGCAGUGCAACAGCUGUCUAAGCAAGAUCAUUAUGACUUUGGCUUGCGUGCACUCACCUCUCUGCUUCGCUAUGCUGGCAAGAAGCGCAGGGUCUACCCCGAUGUUGCAGAUGAAGAGAUCCUGCUCAUGUCUAUGAAAGACAUGAACAUUGCUAAGCUGACCUCCAUUGACCUCCCCCUGUUUAACGGGAUUGUCCAGGACCUGUUCCCUGCCGUGGACAUGCCCACUAUUGACUAUGGCAAGCUGAAGGAGACCAUAGAGGCAGAGCUUCAUCAGGCUGGUUUGCAGGUCACACCCUUCACUGUGACAAAAGUCAUCCAGCUGUAUGAAACCAAAAAUUCACGCCACUCCUCCAUGAUCGUGGGCAAGACAGGCAGUGCCAAGACGGUCACCUGGAGGACCUUGCAGAGUGUCCUGAGCACCAUGCAUCACAAGGGUGAACCCGGCUUCCAGCUCGUCCGUGAGUGUCCUCUGAACCCCAAAGCAGUGAGCCUUGGAGAACUGUAUGGAGAAUACGACCUCUCUACCAACGAGUGGACCGACGGCAUUCUGUCCUCUCUCAUGAGAGCUGCCUGUGCAGAUGAGAAGCUGGAUGAGAAGUGGAUUGUGUUUGAUGGGCCAGUGGAUACUUUGUGGAUUGAAAGCAUGAACUCAGUCAUGGAUGACAAUAAAGUCCUGACGCUUAUCAAUGGAGAGAGGAUCUCCAUGCCUGAACAGGUUUCCUUGUUGUUUGAGGUGGAGGAUCUGGCUGUAGCUUCCCCAGCGACGGUGUCGCGCUGUGGGAUGGUUUAUAAUGACUACUCCGACCUGGGCUGGAGGCCCUUCGUUCAGUCCUGGCUUGACAAGCGCCAGAAGUUGGAGGUAGAUCUUCUGAAACGUCUGUUUGACAAAUACAUAGAGAAGACUAUAAGCUUCAGGAAGGCUCACUGUAAGGAGCUGGUAGCCAUCACUGAACUAAACGGAGUCAUCUCACUCUGUAGACUCUACGACUCCAUGGCCAGCCCUGACAACGGGGUGAACCCUGCAGACAGUGAGAACUGUGGCCGCAUGGUAGAGCUCUGGUUUAUCUUCAGCCUGAUCUGGUCUGUGUGCGUGUCUGUGGACGAGGAUGGCCGCAAGAAGAUUGACAACUUCCUGCGAGAGAUGGAGGGCACCUUUCCUAACAAGGACACCAUCUAUGAGUACUACGUGGACACUAAGAACAAAACGUGGGCAUCAUUCGAGGACAGGCUGCCCAAGGGCUGGCGCUAUGCCUCCAAUGCUCCAUUCCAUAAGAUCAUGGUUCCUACUGUGGACACAGUGCGGUAUAAUUUCCUGGUGAAGGCUCUGGUGUGUGGCAAGUACCCAGUUUUGCUGACAGGUCCUGUGGGUACGGGGAAAACGUCAGUGGCCCAGAGUGUCCUGCAGGGCCUGGAUCCAUCCAAAUGGUCAAUGCUCACCAUCAAUAUGUCCUCUCAGACCACUUCCAACAAUGUACAGGCCAUUAUAGAGUCGCGAGUGGAGAAGCGCACCAAAGGCGUGUAUGUGCCGGUGGGCGGGAAGAGGAUGCUGGCAUUCCUGGAUGACCUGAACAUGCCGGCAGUGGACGACUUUGGUUCCCAGCCCCCUCUGGAGCUGCUGCGGCUCUGGAUUGACUACGGCUUCUGGUACGACCGGAAGAAACAAACCCUCAAGUGUGUCAAGGAUAUGUUCCUUCUCGCAUCCAUGGGGCCUCCUGGUGGAGGGAGAACUCAUAUUUCCAGCCGUCUGCAGAGCCGCUUUAAUCUCAUCAAUAUGACUUUCCCUGUGGAGUCUCAGAUCAAGCGUAUCUAUGGCACCAUGAUCAACCAGAAAUUGCAGGAGUUUGAGGAGGAGGUGAAGCCCAUUGGAAGUGUUCUGACUCAGGCCACACUAGAGCUGUACUCUGCCAUCAUCAGCCGCUUCUUACCUACUCCUGCCAAAAUACACUACCUCUUCAACCUCAGAGACAUCUCCAAGGUGUUUCAGGGUCUACUACGAGCUCACAGAGACUUCCAUGACACAAAGCAUAGCAUCACUCGCCUGUGGAUACACGAAUGCUUCAGGGUUUUUUCAGAUCGGCUGGUGGACCGGGAAGAUAUGGAGGCAUUUGUGGGGCUGUUAGCUGAGAAACUAGGCUCUCUUUUUGAUCUCACGUACCACAGCAUCUGUCCUAACAGAGAGCCACCUAUAUUUGGUGAUUUCCUGAGGGAGCCUCAUGUUUAUGAGGACCUGCUAGACUUUAAAGCUCUGAAGGGCUUCAUGGAGUCUCAGCUGGAGGACUACAAUCUCACACCUGGAGUGGUCCCCAUGAGCCUGGUGCUCUUCCGAGACGCCAUUGAGCAUGUGACACGCGUGGUGCGUGUGAUCAGUCAGCUGAGGGGUAACAUGCUCUUGGUGGGCAUUGGAGGCUCUGGGAGGCAAAGCCUGUCCCGACUGGCCACCUACAUCUGUGACUACCUGCUCUUCCAGGUGGAAGUCACCAAGCAGUACCGCAAGCAGGAAUUUAGAGAGGACAUUAAGAAGCUGUACAGGUUGACUGGAGUGGACAACAAGCCCACAGUUUUCCUGUUCAAUGACACUCAGAUUGUGGAUGAGUCCUUUUUAGAGGACAUCAACAACAUCCUCAGCUCUGGAGAAGUGCCCAACCUCUACAAGCAGGAUGAGUUUGAGGAGGUCCAGAGUGCCCUCUCCGACUCGGCCAGGAAGGACAAUGUUCUGGAGACACCCGACUCCAUGUUUCACUACCUGAUAGAGCGUGUGAGAAACAACCUCCACAUAGUGCUCUGUAUGAGCCCUGUAGGAGACCCCUUCAGGAAUCGUAUUCGACAGUACCCAGCACUGGUCAACUGCACUACCUUAGACUGGUUCUCGGAAUGGCCUCAAGAUGCUCUGCUGGAAGUGGCUGAGAGAUGCCUCGAUGGACUGUUUCUGGGGAAUGUGGAAGGAAUCCAGACCAAAAUGGCCAGUAUCUUUGUGACUAUGCACCAGUCAGUGGUCCAGUUCUCUCAGAGGAUGAAGUUAGAGCUCAAGAGGCACAACUAUGUCACACCCACAAACUACCUGGAGCUGGUGUCUGGUUAUAAAAAGUUGUUGGCUGAGAAGCGCAGUGUGCUUGGUGAGCAGGUGUCUAAGCUGAGGAACGGCUUGUUCAAGAUUGACGACACACGCAGUAAAGUGGAAGCCAUGUCUGUGGAGCUGGAAGAUGCCAAAAAAAAAGUGGCUGAAUUCCAGAAGCAGUGCGAGGAGUACCUGGUCAUCAUUGUACAACAGAAGAGAGAGGCAGAUGAACAGCAGAAGGCUGUGAGUGCUCACAGUGAGAAGAUCGGAGCAGAAGAGAUCAAGUGCAAGGCAAUGGCUGAUAAUGCUCAGAAAGAUCUAGAUGAAGCGCUGCCUGCUCUUGAGGAGGCCAUGAAGGCCCUGGAGUCCCUGAAUAAGAAGGAUAUGACAGAGAUCAAAUCCUACGGUCGACCGCCAGCGCUGGUAGAGACUGUAAUGGAGGCAGUCAUGAUCCUGAGAGGAUGUGAUCCCACCUGGGCUGAGGCAAAGAGACAGCUGGGUGAAUCAAACUUCAUUAAGCAGCUGGUGCACUUUGAUAAGGAUAACAUUUCAGACCGUGUGCUGAAGAAGAUAGGCCAGUACUGCACACAGCCUGACUUCCAGCCUGAGAUCAUCGGCCGAGUCUCACUGGCUGCCAAGUCCCUCUGCAUGUGGGUCAGAGCCAUGGAGGUGUAUGGGCGUAUCUACCGUGUGGUGGAACCAAAGCGAGCUAGGCUGCAAGGAGCCAUGACUCAGCUAGCUGAGAAACAGGCUGCACUGGCUGAGGCUCAGGCCAAACUCAGAGAGGUGGGAGAAAAGCUGGACCUGCUGAAGAGGCAGUAUGAUGAGAAGCUGACUCAGAAAGAGGAGCUGAGGAAAAAGUCAGAAGAUAUGGAGCUCAAACUGGACCGAGCUGGAAAACUGGUGUCUGGCCUGGCAGGAGAGAGAGUACGCUGGGAAGAGACAGUAAAGGGCCUGGAGAAGGACAUGGGCUACCUGGUGGGAGACUGUCUGCUGGCUGCUGCGUUUCUCUCCUACAUGGGCCCCUUCCUCUCCAACUAUAGAGACGAGCUGCUCACCACCAUCUGGAUGAAACAGUUCAUGGAGUUGGAGAUUCCAUGCUCUCUGAGUUUCAACUUCGCCGGGUUUCUCUCAAAGCCGACGGCCGUGCGUGACUGGAACAUCCAGGGCCUUCCCUCCGACAUGUUCUCCACUGAGAAUGGAGUAAUUGUCACCCGUGGCAACCGAUGGCCGCUAAUGGUGGACCCUCAAGGACAAGCACUGAAGUGGAUUAAGAACAUGGAGUCUAAAAGAGGACUGAAGGUGACAGACCUCCAGAUGUCAGAUUUCUUACGGGUUUUGGAGAACGCCGUGCAGUUCGGUUCUCCAGUUCUUCUUCAGAAUGUACAGGAGGAGCUGGACCCUUCACUGGCCCCCAUACUUAACAAGUCUCUCACACAUGUUGGUGGAAGACUCUUGAUGAAACUGGGAGAUAAAGAGGUUGAGUACAACCCAGAGUUCCGUUUCUACAUCACCACUAAACUGUCCAAUCCACAUUAUACACCAGAGAUCUCCACCAAAACUACCAUCGUUAAUUUUGCUGUGAAGGAACAGGGUCUGGAGGCUCAGCUUUUGGGCAUAGUGGUACGUAAGGAGCGUCCUGAGCUGGAGGAACAGAAAGAUACUUUGGUGAUGAACAUUGCCUCUGGAAAGAGGAAACUGCAGGAGCUGGAGGAUGAGAUUCUCCACUUGCUAAACGAGGCGACAGGCUCUUUGCUGGACGAUGUGCAGCUGGUGAACGCUCUACAGACCUCCAAAGUCACCGCCACCGAGGUGUCAGAACAACUGGAGAGCAGCGAACAGACGGAGAUCAAAAUCGAUACUGCCAGAGAGGCCUACCGGCCCUGUGCACAGCGUGCGUCUGUCCUCUUCUUCGUGCUGAACGAUAUGGCCCGUAUAGAUCCCAUGUACCAGUUCUCUCUGGAUGCCUACAUAGACCUAUUCAACCUGAGCAUUGAGAAGAGCCCACGCAACCACAAACUGGAGGAGAGGAUCACCAACCUCAACGACUACCACACCUAUGCAGUCUACAGGCAUACCUGCCGUGGCCUGUUUGAGUGCCACAAGCUGCUCUUCAGCUUCCACAUGUGUGCAAAGAUCCUGGAGGUGGCAGGCAAGCUCAACAUGGAUGAGUACAGCUUCUUCCUGCGCGGGGGGCUGGUCCUGGAUAAGGAAGGGCAGAUGGAUAAUCCAUGCACUAGUUGGCUGGCUGACUCUAACUGGGACAACAUUACUGAGCUGGACAAACUGGCGAACUUCCAUAGGAUCAUGGCUUCCUUUGAGCAGUACCCACGAGACUGGAACCUGUGGUAUACGAGCUCAGAGCCAGAGCACGCACCACUACCUGGGGAGUGGGAGAAUGGGUGUAAUGAGUUGCAGAAGAUGUUGAUAGUGCGUUCUCUAAGACAGGACCGCAUAUCUUUCUGCGUCACCUCCUUCAUCAUCAACAACCUGGGCCCCCGCUUUGUAGAGCCACCCGUCCUUGACAUGAAGGCUGUGGUAGAGGACUCCACCGCUAGGACGCCACUGAUCUUCGUGCUGUCCCCUGGUGUGGACCCCACAGCUGCGCUGGUGCAGCUGGCAGAGACGUUGGGCAUGGGUCGCCACUUCCAUGCCCUCUCCCUGGGACAGGGCCAGGCUCCCAUCGCCACGCGUAUGAUCAAAGAGGGCGUGAAGAAUGGUCACUGGGUGUUCCUGGCUAACUGCCACCUGUCUCUGUCAUGGAUGCCCCAGCUGGAUAAGCUGGUGGAGCAGCUGCAGGUGGAGAAUCUACACCCAGACUUCAGACUGUGGCUGAGCUCCUCACCUCACCCAGACUUCCCCAUCGCCAUACUGCAGGCUGGCAUCAAGAUGACCACAGAGCCACCGAAAGGCCUGAAAGCCAAUAUGAAGAGGCUGUACCAGCUGGUGACGGAGGCAAAGUUCUCGCGCUGCACACGUCUUGUCGUCUAUCGCAAGCUGCUCUUCGCCCUCUGCUUCUUCCACAGCGUCCUGCUGGAGCGCAAGAAGUUCCUCCAGCUCGGCUGGAACAUCGUCUACAGCUUCAACGACUCCGACUUUGAGGUGAGCGAGAACUUAAUGAGUCUGUAUUUGGAUGAGUAUGAGGAGAUCCCCUGGGAUGCUCUGAAGUACCUCAUCGCUGGGGUCAACUAUGGAGGUCACGUUACAGAUGACUGGGACCGUCGACUCCUCACUACAUAUAUCAGCGACUACUUCUGUGAGGGCACAGUCAACACACCUUUCUUUAAACUGUCCUCUCUGCCUACCUAUUACAUCCCUCGUGAUGGGCCACAGGCCAGCUAUCGGGAAUACAUCAACCUGCUUCCACCAGUGGAGCACCCAGAAGUGUUUGGCCAGCACCCCAACGCUGACAUCGCCAGCCAGAUCUCUGAGACGCGAACGCUCUUCGACACGCUCCUCUCUCUCCAGCCACAGGUCACCAGCUCCACAGCCACCAGAGCAGGACCCAGCCGUGAGGAAAAGGUAUUGGAACUCUCUGCUGAUGUGCGUCAGAAGAUCCCAGCACAGGUGGACUAUGAGAGUACACGUAAAUUGCUGCAAGACAACCCUUCACCUCUUAAUGUGGUACUGCUGCAAGAGAUCCAGAGAUACAACAGUCUACUCCACACCAUCAGGACAUCUCUGACACAGUUGGAGAAGGGCAUUAUGGGUCUUGUUGUGAUGUCCAGUAGUCUGGAGGAGAUAUUUCAGUGUAUACACGAUGCUCGUGUGCCUCCUCUCUGGGAGAAGGCCUACCCGUCUCUGAAGCCUUUGGCGUCGUGGACAAGGGAUCUGGGCCAGAGGGUGGAGCAGUUUGCACGUUGGGCGGAGACGGCACACCCUCCUCUGCUCUUCUGGCUUUCUGGCUUCACCUUUCCCACAGGCUUCCUCACAGCAGUACUGCAGUCCUGCGCACGGCAGCACAAUGUGUCUGUGGACACGCUUUCUUGGGAGUUUAUUGUUUCUGCAGUAGAUGACAACAACUUGCUUUUCCCUCCCAAGGAUGGUGUGUUUAUUCGUGGCCUGUAUCUAGAGGGGGCUGGCUGGGAUAAGAAGAACUCCUGUCUGGCCGAGGUAGAGCCCAUGCAGCUGGUCUGCCCCAUGCCCACCAUCCACUUCAGACCAGUGGAGAACCGCAAGAAAAUUGCCAAAAAUAUGUACUCUUGUCCCUGCUACUACUUCCCUGUGCGCUCAGGAGGGGCUGGAGGCCCUUCAUUUGUAGUGGCAGUGGAUCUUAAAUCAGGAGCUGUGCCUUAUGAUCACUGGACCAAGAGAGGAACAGCACUGCUCAUGAGUCUGGACAACUAGAGAGACAACGCACUCUAGUUCAUAUGUGUUGCACACUAGGACUAUACUUUUGUUCAGAAAUUUUGACAUAAGUUUAUGUAUUGUAUUUAACAUGUUUAAAGACAAAUGUUUUUAAAUACUUCAGUAUAUUCAUAAAUUCAGUUAACAUUUGCUGUUGAAAAUUAAACAUGGA